AUGAAGGUCCCUGCCACCAGCGUUGCACUCUUUGCCGCGACCGUCGCCGCGCAUGGUUUAAUCAUUAACCCGCCCUCUCGAAAGCUGGGGCCGUCGAUGACUCGCCUUUGUGGGCAGACUGCUUUCGACAUUGCCAAAGGAGAUGUGACCGCCUCGCUCGAGACCGUUGCCCCAAAUAUCACGGCUGGAUGCCCUCUCACUCUUUGCCGCGGACACCAAUUCGAUGACAACCUGGAUAAACUCUCCGUGUUCCGACCUGGCCAGAUCGUCCCAAUGAAGAUCGAACUCAGCAUCCUGCAUGGUGGCCCGGCGAACGUGUCGAUAGUGAAAACGGCCACCAACACUUUGAUAGGGCCUCCUCUAAUUCUUUUUGACGAUUACGGAAACAGGGACUUGCCUGCGCUACCACCCAACAACACAGACUUCGCAGUCACGAUGCCCACAAAUUUGGCUGACACGGACUGCCGUGUGGCUGGAGACUGUGCUCUACAAUGGUUCUGGUCUACGAUUGACAAUCAGACCUAUGUCGGGUGUUCGGAUUUCAUUCUCUUUGGACAUUAG
Diaporthe citri is the source of this 561-nucleotide messenger RNA. RefSeq lists its product as uncharacterized. The record is from RefSeq and is a predicted model, not a curated record. Bases 1 to 561 code for a protein of 186 amino acids. Lineage: Eukaryota; Fungi; Ascomycota; Sordariomycetes; Diaporthales; Diaporthaceae. The transcript has 2 exons.